AAGAGAAGCUGGACCAUUUCAAUACCAAUGAUCGCAUUUUAAGCGAUUCCUUGUUAAAAGAACUGCUUGAAUAUCGUCACCAUUAUAUUUAGUAUCGAUAAUAUCUUCAUGCUAGAAGUAACAACUACUUGGAUUGAGUAGGUCAGAAAACAACACAAUUUUUACAAUAUAAAUCAAGCUGUCGAGCGACUUAAUUGGCAAAUUCUGUCAGUUUUGAUUGUUCAUUCCUGUCUCUAUACUCUGCUUUACCAGCUUCAAGAUGAAUGUUUUAUUUUAUAUACCAGUGCUGUCUUCAUUUUUGUCAAUAGCGUUUGGUGGGAAUCACUGGGCUUUGCUUGUAGCAGGCUCAAAUGGCUAUUACAACUACAGACAUCAGGUAAAAAAAAAAACCAACUUAACGUUGCUAUUCCUGGGAAUUGCUCAUAAAUACGUAUCCGUUAUUUGACCUAUUAAAUUAACUUAUUGAAGUGUUCGCUGAUUGUUAAUUAACCUGAAUUCUUAGUGAGCUAAAGUAUAGUAUGAGACUAGUAUAGAUAAUAUUAAGACAUUGAUCAUUGACAAUGAUAUUGCCUUUAGUUAGUCAUUGGAGUAUUUUAAACCUAAGUCCUAAGUGAUUAAGAUUGACAAUAAUAAGCCUAAGUGAUUAAGAUUGACAAUAAUAAGAUUAGAUUAGACUAGUUCAGUGCCUAAUAAAUUAGUGUUUCUUUCAGGCAUCUCUGAGCCCCCUUUUUUUUUCGAGAAAGUGAAGCCCCCCUUGCCCCUUGGAGAAAAAUAUUUACUACAAUAAGUCAAUAUCAAUAAGGAUGAAAUAUAAUUUAUGGUAUUCUGCCACUUCAGCAUUGUUUAUUCAAAAAUCCUAUUAUUGAGUAUUAGCCUAUUGUUCUGGCUUGAGGUGCUAUUUUAACAGUUUUUCUUUUAUUCAUGUCUGUUAAAUAAAAGGUUAGUGAAGAGAAGGCAACUGGGUUUUCUGGUGUUUAGAAAGAGAGUUUGGACGCUGUUUUCAUGUUCAAGUGCCAGAUGUGCAAUCUCUUAACAGGAGUAAAUAGAGAGAUAUAUCCUUCCAGGUUCACUCAUUAUAUCAGACGUAUGGGUGGCUUUUGCAAAAAUAAACCAGAUAAGACGCAGAAUUUACGAAAACUCUGUUAUGAGCUAUCAACAAAAUUGUGUUCAUUAAAAUAUUUAAAAAUGACCCUGGUGUUCACACACAGAAUGUUAAUGUGUGGAUGCGUGAAAAACGUAAAAUGAAACAACAGUUUGGCACCAGCUGCAAUCCUUUCCUUUCAUAUGUGCAUUUCAUGAGUUAAUGUUCUGCACUUAUUUUUCAUGGCCAUGGAGAUGAUAUUUUGAAGAAAUUCCUUUUUGGGGAGAACUAUGCAUAAACUCAAACUCUGUUUUAUUUUCUGACAUUAAAUUGUUUAAAUUUUAUAUUUUUAAAAAUUAAUAAAUACAUUUUUGGGGAGAACUAUGCAUAAACUCAAACUCUGUUUUAUUUUCUGACAUUACAUUGUUUAAAUUUUAUAUUUUUAAAAAUUAAUAAAUACAUUUUUAAGAAAAUUUUUUUAAAAAGUUUUGUCUUGGAUUAUUUAUAUUUACUGAAAUGAAUAUGUACAAUGUUAUAAAUGACCUUUUCAUUUAUUUGGAUCAAUAAAAGAAUUUUAUUUUAUCAAUGGAGCACAACUGUUUAAAUAGCACUUCUGACCAUAUCUUAACAAUGACUUGAAUAACUGACGCUUCCCUGGUAGAUUACAUUAUUUAAAAAACUAAAAAAAACCUCUUACAUUUUCAUUUUAUAACUUUUUUAUUAAAAAUUAGUGACAUGGUGUCAUAAAUGAAAAUAUUGAUGAUACGCUCUAUAACUUUGAUGAUCCAAAUAUUUAAGGCAAAUCUAGAUACAGAAGUCAAUUCUAAAUACAUUAUUAGUAUUUUAACGCUAUCUACGCCUUUGCACUUUGUCUUUGCAGGCUGGUAUUCUGCUGUAGAUAUCAGUUAAUGAGUCCAGAUAGCAUUGUCACAGUUUUGUCACUGAUUAUAAAAAUAGGUCAAAAUGCUGGUAACAAACUGUAUCAAAAUGAGAGUUGCUUGGACUGUUCUAAAAAUAGAUUUCAACUGCUGAUUUUGAUCUUAUAAAAUAUGUCAAACUGGCCUUCUUAUUGGGACAGCAUUGUAAAAACUGAUAACUAGUUUAAAACUGAAUUCCAAUAACCAGAUUGCCAAAACAAAUAACUUUAUAACAUCUUUAAAACUCACUACUGUCUGUGUAGUAUAACUCACUAACCUACUAGGUAGGCCUACAUUAUUCAGUUGACUUUGACUCUAGGAGUAAUUCUAAUCAUUAUUUUGUAUCUUAACCAUCCGAAGAUGACUUGAGUAGUGGCCUAGACUUGAGCCUUUUUUGUUGAAAGUAGGGAGAGUUGAUCAAAUGGUCACCCUCACUCUCUCAUCCUUGCCUAUAUGAUCAAUUUGCAAGACUGAGACAAGACGACUGAAAAUAGACCAGGAUGCAGUAAAGGACCAGCAGAGUCAUUUUAUGUGUUUCUCUGUGCUCUUUAUGCGUCCCACGUUGCAGGAGUUGUUGGAAUUUUCAUUGUGUCAAUGUCAUACCCCCAUGGGACUCCGUAUUAGUAAUUCUAAUAUUUUCUAGUUAAUAGCCCUAUGACUAUAAUAAUUAUAAAAAAACUUAUUUGUGAUGGGCCCAAUUUUAGGCAUACUAUUAAACUAAUGUGGGUAAAAAGUGAUAUUUUAGAUCUUAGGCUAUGGAUUAAAUUAGAGUUACUUACAUAGGUUGUAUAAGUUAACAUUAAGCCUCCAUUUUAUUAAGGAAAAAGGUGUGGGGGAGGGGGAAAUAUGAAUCUAAAUCAUUAAAAGAUGGUGAGACUAAUUUUUUAAUUCAAUAAUUAAAAUUCCGUUACCUGCUUGUUCAUCAUUAUUCAGUUAACAAUUGUAAUAGACACUGUUAUAAUUAUUUUAAAUUUACUGUAAGAAAGUUUUUCCAAACUUAUGAUUCCUGGUCAUCUUUGAGAUCUCUGUCUGAAAUUUAGUAUGACUGCAAUAAAGAACAACAUUAAAGCAAAACAGCCACAAACCAAAACAACCAUCUACUUUUAGCAACUGAUUUAAAAUUGAUUUAUGACCUUAUCCUUCCUUAUAUUCAUAAUAAAACCUAAAAAUACUUAUAUAUUUUAAUAAAUAUUUUCUUAAAUAUUUUUAAUGUUGUGAUGGUAGCCAUUUAAACUCAAUGUAUGCAACAUCACUAGUAGUGCAGGACUAACAAAAAUGUCUUAUAAUUUACUGAAUUCUGAAGUAUAAGUUAUCGAAAUAUAUAUUUUAUUAUAAUUUAAAUGGAACAUUAUUAACUUUUCUGGGAUAUAAUUAUUUUCAAGUUGUUUUACAUUAAACUGUAUCAAAUGAUAAUCUAAAAUUAAGAUUUAUUUUGAAAAAAUGGCAUUUCAUUUUGUCAUGCCAUUAAAUGAAAUAAUAUGCACAUGUGAUUUAAGUUUUGCCAAUAUUUUUAUUUAGUUGAAUCUGAAAUCAAUUUUCAGGCUGACAUCUGCCAUGCUUACCAUGUGAUUAGGAGCAAUGGAAUCCCAGAUGAGAGAAUCGUAGUCAUGAUGUAUGAUGACAUUGCUAAUAGUCCGGAGUAAGUUAAUUAUUAUUUCAAAUUUGAACUCUGCCUUCUUGCAUAUCGUAUCAUGCCGGAGAGUAGUUGUAGGGGGUAAGUCUUUUACCAUUAGCAAUAUUUAUAAUACACCUAGGAACACAUUGUGCCUGCCCUUGCAGGGCACAACCCUCUUUAGCGAUAAAAUAAUAGCAGUGGAUUUCAAUGCCCAUAUGAGGGAUAUGGGCUAUCCCAAUACCUAGAGGAGGUUGAGCUCAUGACCAACCUCAUCAGGCUGCAUAACGACAACAGUGAACCAACACUGCUUUUGGCAACAGCGCCAUGUCACGCCCCGCUAUAACACUGGUCUCGGCCGAGCUCUAGUCAAAGAUCCAGUGCAAAGUCUUGGAUGAGGUUGGCAGUGACCAUCGACCGACUCUCAUCACACUCGAUCUUGUGCUUGCAAAGCCAAGGUUUGCUAGGAGACACUGGCUGUUCGGCAAAGCCACGUGGACUCUAUUAUGUAAAAAAAUAGAAGGCACGAUCACGGAAUCAGCCGGGAUUCCCGAUACCUCUGAAAGCAUUGGCACUGCAUACAGCAAUUUUGUGAGUGGUAUCCUCACAGGGGCUAAAAAUCAAAUAGAGCAAAAAUGACAACAAAUUUCAUGUUAAAAUUGAUGACAAAUUUUUCCUUAUUGCAGUAAAGAAAUACUAGAGUGAUUUAAAAAAUUCAAACGUGUCAAAUAUAGUCCUCAUGGAAAUAAAAUAUCUGAGAAAAUUCAAACAUCAGUGAAUAAAGGUUUCUACUAUAUUUAAUAAAUUUAUUCCACAAAACUAAAUCAGGACAUCAGUUCAUCACUGAUAGCAAGUGGGACAAAAGCUGCAAUACCAUUAGGAUUUUAUUUAAAUGUUCAUUAAUGUGGUUUGGACCUAGAGUUAUACAUCUACAGCUAUAUUAUACAAAUUCUACAGCCAAAAAGUGUCAGGAAAGAGGCAAUUUUGAUGACACCAUUGUAAUUGUAAAGAUAUGAGACUUGACAAUUUGCAAAGAAUUUUAUUGCUUGAUAUAAUACUGCAGGGGGGCAAUCAUUAUAAUGUACUAAAUUAAUAUGUUGAUUUUGUACAGUUUGAGUUAGUGAUCUAAAAAGUUCAAGGAGGACUUGGAUUUUUACACAUUCUACUAAUACCUCCUUAGCAACCCUGUCCCUAACAACAUCAUAAAUCAUCCCGAUGGACCAAAUGUAUAUGCAGGUGUGCUCAAAGAUUACACUAAAGAGGUAAAGCACAAAAUUAAUAAAAUAAUUUAAUUAAUUAAAAAUAAAAAAUAAAAUCUUUUAUAACGUAGGAGUCAGUUUUUAGCUGGGUUGAUGAAAUAAUAUGGUUUAAUAUCUCCUUAAAUUUUAAUGAUUUUUUGUUUGAAAAAUCCCUCUCAAUCUCUCAAAGACUGGUGCAUUUAGUGCGAGAUAUUAAUUGUUGGUGAAGAGUAAUGAAAAAACCACUAUCAAAACCAUAAGAUCAAGAAUUAUGUCUCAGUGCAGUUUUGAAAAUUAGCAAGUUUUGAUUAUUUAUUAUGCGUUCAAUCUGCUUUAAUGUUUAUGUGAAAUAAUGUUUUACAUUGUACUAAUAAUUAUAGAUUCACACGUAAUAAAAUAGCAUGCUGCUUGGGGUCAGUUGUAGUAAUUUAAAAGCAAUGAUUAGUGUCAUAAAAAUAUAUGAACAUUGGUUUUGUCAUUAAAUGAACGAGAUAAACUUUCCACUGUAUUUGCUCUGUAAGAAUUUAUUACUAUGAAUACAAAAAAGAUAUUGAUUUUACAUUGGGUUUCUUCACACCAAUAAGUUGCGGGGGGAAAAAAAACCCUAAAAAAAUUAUUUUUUUCUAAAUUAGGAAGUAACCCCGGAAGUGUUCCUCAAAGUGUUGACUGGUGAUGCUGCAGGUGUCAAGAAAUUAUUGGGUCGAGAAGGGAAGGUCAUAAACAGGUAAAGGCAAUGAAAACGGUGGAGAUAUCAUGAAUAGUUAUUUCAGAUCACCUGUAGCUCCUGGAUGAUUAAUCUUAAAAUGAAAAUAUUUCUCCAUCCUGCUGUGUCCCAUAUUAUUGUAGAGUGUACAGAUUUGUGGAAUAUUGGCAUUAAGUCUUAUAAUUUUAAAAACAAUACAAAAAAUUAAUCAUUUCACCAGUGGCCCAGAUGAUAAAAUCUUUGUCAACUUUGCUGACCACGGCGCACCAGGAAUUUUGGCAUUUCCAAACGAUGUGGUAAGGUCAAAUAUUUAGCGUCAGCUUUCUUUUCUUUCCAAUUUAUUUUGUAUGUUGAUGUUAAAAAAAUCUAAAAUAACAUUACUUAAAGUUAUAGUAAAAAUAAAUAUUCCAAGUGUUAUAGCUCAUUACACAAUGUUGUCUACAAGCUUUUUGUUGCUCUUUUACCUGCAGCUCCAUGCUGAAGACCUGCACAAUGCCAUCAAAGCCAUGUAUCAGAAGAAACAAUACAAACAGGCAAGUUAACAUUUUCAACUGUUGGGCUUUCUUACAUCCUACCCCAUGCAUAACAUAAAUACUUUGAUACCACAUUUCAUAACAUUAAUACUUUGAUUCCACAUUGCAUAACAUACAUACUUUGAUACCUACCACAUUUCGUAACUUAAAUACUUUGAUACCACAUUGGAUAACAUUAAUACUUUGAUACCACAUUGCAUAACAUAAAUACUUUUUUAAGUUCUUAAUCUUUUCUUGUACAUGUUUUGGGUAUAAAAAGUUCAAAUUACGAGUUUGGAAAUUGACAGGAAAAGGUAGUGAGGUUAGGGGAGUAGAGUAGAGGAAGAAAUAAGGGAAAGCUUCAUAAAUAAUAGAUGGAAAUGGGAUACCCAGUUUUAAUACUAGUAACAAGUAGUACAGGUAAUUUAAAUGAUUUGCUCAUUAAACAAUGAAGUCAUAAUGAUUGAUAAGUUCAUAAUUUAGUGUAUUUGGUUAUAAACUGAACUGUCCAUAUUUUAUUGUAUCUUAAUAAAAUAUGUGCUAUUUAUAAAAACAAAAAUCAUGAUGAAUGACUCUAAUGAGAGAGACACGACCAGCAGUUUAUUUUGUAUACCAGUGGGUUUGAGAUUAGUUCCACCAUUGCAUAGAGUAAUGUGUUGGGAUGAAUCUGGUAGAAAAGAUUUUAUUUUUUACAUCGUGGGCACAGUACAUUAACUUUGUUGUUUAGUCUUGGUUCUGUAUCUUAAUUUCAAAAUUCACUACCAAAAAAAAAUUUAGUUUGAAAGUUUGUAGAGGUCUGUGGAAGUUAGCCACCAUUUUCAUGAAGAAAGAAAGGUGGUGGAUGGAAGGGUGGAAGCUAAGAGCUCAUCGAGAGUUGGUAUGUAAAUGUCAGUUUAAGGUUGUGACGCUCUACUGUUCUGCUCUCUCCUCAUCAGAUGGUGUUUUACAUUGAGGCCUGUGAAUCUGGAUCCAUGUUUGAUCGUAUUCUUGAGUCUAAUAUUAAUGGUGAGAUACCAACUAAUUUUUAACUCAAAAUGUUGACAAAUUUGUGGUUUAUUUUUCAUAUGAAAGUUAAAAAAAGGACUUGACUUUGACCGCGGAUGUAAAGAAUAUUUGGUUUUUAAAAAUCUGACCUGGAAGACAGAAUAGCAACAUUUAAUUUAAAUAAAAACAUAAUAAUUAAGUUUAAUAUUUAAACUUUUCACUUUUUAUAUUUUAAAAACUUUGUUCUAUUGCUUUGAUCAUCUUCCUGGUAAAUUAAAGCAUCUUUGCUGUGUGAUUCUGUGUUUUGUGCCUAAAAUUGUUUAUCCCAGAAGUUGGGGGGGUUAACAUCUUUGUACUCUGGGUCCUCCUCUAACACAGCAGUUCUCAAACUGGGGGUCAAACAACCCUUUCCCAGGGGUCUCUUAAGACCAUAGGAAAAUACAUAUAUAUUCUAUAGUUAUGAAGAAGCAAUUAAAAUUUUGUGGUUGGGGGGUCGCCAUAAAAUGAGGAACUGUAAUAAAGUGUCACGGCAUUAAGAAGGUUGAGAACCACCGCCCGCUCCAACAUAACUGCCUUUAAUCAGAGCUUUGGAUGAUUUUGAUAAAUCAGAACUUUCAACCUCUUUUUUAUGAGACAGACCACAAGCCAGACUUGGUCUAAAAAUGUUUUUACAAAUAUGAGCAGCAUGGGUCAAAAGUUUGAUGUGUGUAGUCUCAGACACAGCUGAUAGUAAACUGAUAUAUGGUGUCUUUUAUCUGAAUCGCAGUGUUUGUCACAACUGCUGCAAACCCUGAUGAGUCAUCAUACGCAUGUUAUUAUGAUGAUAAAAGAGAAACUUAUCUUGGUGAUGUUUACAGCGUCAUGUGGAUGGAAGACUCAGAUAAGGUAUUUACUACUUGUAACAUUUCUAUUGGCUUUCAAUACUAAUUUAGUUUUUAAGCCAAAAAAGAAAGAAAAAUCUUAAGUUCUGAUAUUUUCAGGGGAGUUAAUCUUCUAGGCUUCUUGAGUCUGAAAAAGCACACUGACAUUAACACAAAUUAGGUGAUUUUUGCAUGUGCCUAGGAGGGUGGUUUCCCCCCCACCCCCUUGUCCAAAUUUAAAAUUGAAUUAAAAAUGUAAAUACAGCUCCAGAACAGUUGAAAAAUUCUAGUCAACAUUUACCUGUAUAAGCUGCAAAAUGAAUUACCUGGGUGAAUACAUGGGCGAAUAUUGACAUUUGUAUUUUUACAAUCAAAAAUGCUUAUAUUCAUCACAAUCUUAAAUUUACGUGUAUUCUUAGAUGUACUGUGAUCUUUCUUUCAUUGUUUGAUCUUAUUUAUAUAUUGUUGAACAGGAAGACCUGUCUGCUGAAACUCUUCAGAGUCAGUUCAAAAUUGUGAAGAAAGAAACCAACACAAGCCAUGUUAUGGAAUAUGGAGACUUGGUAAGUCUAGGAUGUCUGUAUUGAUUAAUGGAAGGGAGGAGGGUGUGGUGAGGGUAGUUUUGAUAGUUUUGUGUCAUUAAUUGCAUUUGCUUCUCAGUUUAAAUAAAAAACGUUUUUUUCUGUUAAGAUGUAAGAAUAUCCAGCAUUUGAAAUAGUCACCGAUUAGCAACAUUAGGUAAUAGCUAGUAAUUAUUCCUUUGAAUUUCUGAUAACUUACGUAUUUGAUCUGAUCACUUCCUGAAAUUAAGAUCAUAACUUCGCUAUUUUUUCAUAUUAUUAUUUUUGCUCCAAUUGCCGUGCUGAUAAAAUCAUUUAGGCUCUUUUUGCAUCUUUUAUGAAGCUUAGCCAUACCACUUAAAUUUUAUUUAUAUUAUUUAACAAAUACUCAAAAAAAUUGAAAGACAUUUUUUACUACUUGUAACAGACAUUUAAAGGAAAGAGGAAAAAUGUUUUUUUGUAAUGAAAGCAACUGAUGGGAAAUUCUUAAUACUGGAGAUCUAAAAAAAAAAUUACAUUUAAAUAUCAAGUUAAUGACAAUUUAAAUAUAAAAACAUCUAUGAUAUAUAAUAUUUAGGUUGAUCCUUCAAAUACUUCAAUGAACAAUUCUAUUUAAAAAUAAUAAAAUUUUGGAAUGUUUUAAUCUCAGAUAUGAGUAGUAUAUAUAAAAUCACAUUCAUUUUUUUUUUAUCACUUGAUAAAGCUAUAUUGAAAUUUUUAGUAUUGCAAUGUAAAAUAAAGGUUUUUUUCUACCUAGAGUAUGGGAAAAUUAAAAGUUGGUGACUUUCAAGGAAACCUUACAUCAAACAAUCCUCUAAGGUCAUUUGCACUCAAGUUCCAUCCAACAGUAAGUAAUCACACCUAUCUUCAAAAGAUAUAAUGGCUUCAAGUGAAGUGAAUUUUUUUAAGAAAUGGAGAGAAGAGACUAAAAAUUUUUCUCAAUGUGUUUAAACAUAAAAUACACCUUGCAUAUCCUAUUAGUACUUUCAUAAAAAUCUGGCAUCUUGCACAUUUUCUUUUCUUCUUUAGUUGGAUGCAGUCCCAUCUGAGGAUGUGCAGAUGGAAGUACUGAAAAGAAAGUUGUCCAAGUCUAAUGGGGAUGAACAGAUCAGACACAAGGCUGCUUUAGAUGCUCUGAUGAAGGUGAGUAGGGCCUUUAAACAUAAGUUAAUGUUUUGAUGUAAAUGUGCUUAUGAUUUUGUAAAAUGAAAAGUAAAUCCAUGAUUUAAACCAUUUAAUGUCACUCAUUCCUUUAAAAAACAGUAUUGUGCAAUAGAUGAUUAGGCUCCUAUUGGGUUAACUUAUAAUUUUAAUGCUUUGAAUAAUUAGUUUAAGAUACUUUAUUUAUUAACAUCAAUAAACAUACUAGUAUUUAAAUGUAUAUAACUAUUUCUUUUUGUCUAUUAUAGAGGAAGGACAGCACUGAACAGUUUUUCAAAAAUAUUGUGGGCCUGGUCACCAAAUUUCACCUUUAUGACAUUUUUCUGAGAGCUCCAUUGGUGUUUACCGACUUCAAAUGUUACAGAGAAAGUCUGCGUCUUGUGAGAGAGAUGUGCCCAAGCUUAGAUCUUGUACAGGUAGGAGUUACCAGAGUAGAAGUGUGUUUUGAAAACCAGGUGCAAGAUAAAUAAAUAUCUCUUGAAGGACAGGCACUUGACAGACUUAAAAACUAUCAAGUUACAGUUUCUAGACACAAUAACUAUUGAAUUUUAAAACUGUAAUUUAAGACAAGCAGCACACCAAAAUGGUCUUCAGCUUUAAUUGUUAAACAGCAACUAUUAGCCUAUAACUAGUAAAACAAUUGUAUUUCUAGAAUAACUUAACCCCUCUCAAUGGUUUAUAAUGGGACACUGAAGCUAACAUAAAAUAAAAAUAUAAACUAAGAUUUGAAUGUGAAAAUACCUUCAUGUUUUUUCCUAAGAUAUUAAAACAAUAAUUUGACUGAUUAUUCAAAAUAUUAUCUCUAUCUAUUCAAAUUUUGUUAAUUUGUAAGAACCAAAAUUGAUAUAAUUUUUUGUUUCAAAAAUAAAUUUGUUAUCCACACAAUGCAGGCAAUAUAAAAUGUUAAAAAUUUAUUUCCAACAAUUAUUUCAGAAUGACUAUGCCUUGAGAAAACUGCGUGUUCUCGCCAACAUGUGUGAAACUGACAUCCCUCAUGAAAAAAUCUGGGCAGCCAUUGGCAAAGUGUCCUAUGAAACAAGCUUCUGUACAAGCGCUUUUUAAUUUGUCAGGUUGAAUUUUAAUAGAACUUUAGCUUUGCAGUGCUGAAUUUUUUGCAAAAUGUCAUUUGUUUCGCACAUUAGUAAGAUCUUAUCAAAAUGCAUUUUAUAAAAGACAACAAUUUAUAUUGUUUUAAUCUCUUUGGUUGUUAAAAAAAUGUAUUGCAAUAAUAUCUUUGAUUACAAAUUGACUUGAACUUCAAACAUGGGGUUAUCUUUUCAUAACAUUUACCUAUUAUGUAAAUAUCUCUUUUAACACCAUGAUACUUGAAAGAUUUUCUCCAUCACUGCAUUUCCUGACUGAAAAUUUAUUCCAAAAAUUGUAUAUUGUAAUUAAUAUUGUGUCAAUUGUCUUUCAAAAUAUUCAGCACACUUCGGAUUUGCUGGGGAUAAAAAUGCAAUCUGUAUAUUUUGUUAUUUGCUUUGCCAUUCUGUGUUUCCUUAAAUGAGAACAAAUGUCACCAUAAUUUGUCAAUGUUAAAAAAACUUGUAAAAUUAAUAGUCUCAUUUGACCUGUCCUUUCUUUAAGUUAUAUGUGAUUCAUCCAAGACCAUCUCAAAUUGGUUAUAGUGUAAAUAGUUUUAUUGAAGCUUCAAAUCUGUUAAUCUAUUUCUGUUUUCUAAAAUAUUCAGUCCAUCAAUGAAAGAUUAUUAUGUUGUUUAAUCAUUUAAAUAACACAGGGUAAUGAUUAAGCUUCUUAUUGUAUGAUUAAAUCAAAAUAUUUCUUAUAAGAGUUUAUACAUAAUUUAUUAUCAGCUUUAUCUGUCUGCAAGGGAGAUUAAAAUUAACAGUUUUACCUCCCUUCCUCCACAUAUUUUAAUUCUGCCAUUGACUGACAUUUCUCUUAAAACUCCACUAAAUUUAAACCCUCGAACUGUGGUUGGCCAAAAAAAUUGGCUGAUAUUCUCGUUCUGUACUGUGGCAGCCAAAAAAAAUCGGCAGACAAAAAACACAGUCCGAUAGCAACUUCCAAUCCAAUAUUUAACCAGAAUCAUAGCCACUUCCUUUUAUUAUUAAUAAAUUCAACUUUCUGGUCAAGCAGUUUCUUGAUAACAAUAAGUACUUUUUAAUCGGAAUUUUAUAUCGCUGUUUUUGAAAAAGUUAAUAUGGCUGAAGCUAUGGCGUGGCCUUCAGUGUGAGAACUAAUAUAAAUAUUUUUGAAAGCUUUUUAGGAAAGGAUUUAAGUGAUACUGAUGAUGAUUUGAACAUUCCCCAUGACAAUCUCAGUUCAGAUUCUUCUUCUCAGAAAUCUUAUACUAGUCUUAGUGAUACUGAAGAAGGCCUACUGUUAGACUUUGAGCCAGGCCUGGAGGUCGGGUAAGGACUGACUGAAUUUUAGUCGCAGAAGCCACAGAUUUAUAGUUAAAAAAUCCAAAUCAGUUCCACAGUUCCUUUUUAAAUGUUUACUAGUCAAAAAUAACUAUUUUGCCUGAGAUUUUGUAUGCUUUACUUGGUUUUAGCCGUGGUCCCAGUUUCUUAUUUUUUCAUUAAUAAAUGACCUAAAAUUACUUAAAUUGUUUUCAGAGAUUUAAUUGUAAUCAAAAUCUUAGCAAACUAUACAUUUUAUGAAAGAUAAAUGAAUUGGCUACCACAUUUGUAUUUAGCAUUUUAAUGGAAUCUGUACAAAUUUAAUGAUGUCAUGAGCACUUGAAAGCAAGAUAUUUUGUCGAUUUUUUUCUUCCCUUAAGCACUCCGUCAAGGACACUGAACAAAAUUUUUUUAUGGGUGGGCAAUAUAGUCAACUUUAUCCCCAUCCAUUUACCUUUCUAAAAAUAUAUAUUAAUUUAAGUCUUGUAUCAAUAUUUUAUGUCAUUUAAUGCUAUUUUUAAAGGCACUCAAAAAGCCCUUCAAAGCUCCCACACUACAGAAUGAUCUAUGAUCUAUGUCACAGUUCAAGGGUUAAACACUUGUAUUAAAUAAUUUAGAUAGUAUUUUUUUUAUAUUAAACAUUUUUUAAUAGUAAAAGUACCUCGCUCCACACUCAAUUCCAUUUUUGUUGAGCCUCUGUUUUUGUUGUUGUAGCUUGCUUGUGCUAAAAUGGUGUUGAUGCAAUGUGCAUCAUAUCUCUUUAAACAGCAGUUUACCAUACAAUUUUUUAUAUUAGAUUAAAAUUGUAAAAGUUCUGUUAUACCAUCUCCCCCCCCCCUCUUUUUUUUCUCCAUGGUCAAUAGUUCAAAGAUCAAGGCUGUCUGUCUUGUAUAUUUUCAUUCUUCAAAAGGUUAUAAUUGUCUAUAUAUCAUCACAGCCAUGCAUGUGCCAUAGAUGUCUGGUUUUUAUUUAAAAUCUAAAAAUAAUAAAAAUAUUGUACCUUUGAAAUUCUGAUAAAGAAUAAAAUUGUUACAAAAAUAUGAGAACACAAUGUUUUAAAGUCAAUAAAUACUUUUAA
This is a messenger RNA of Lymnaea stagnalis (great pond snail), 13072 nucleotides long. Lineage: Eukaryota; Metazoa; Mollusca; Gastropoda; Lymnaeidae. The record is from the annotation of a GenBank genome assembly.